This is a messenger RNA of Brassica oleracea var. oleracea, 1633 nucleotides long. Its product is annotated as protein disulfide-isomerase 5-3. Bases 53 to 1507 code for a protein of 484 amino acids. Gene Ontology annotation, cellular component: endoplasmic reticulum; COPII-coated ER to Golgi transport vesicle. The record is from RefSeq and is a predicted model, not a curated record. Lineage: Eukaryota; Viridiplantae; Streptophyta; Magnoliopsida; Brassicales; Brassicaceae. The transcript has 15 exons.
UCAUUCCAUCACUAGAUCUCUCUUUCACCGUCGUCUUUUCUCAGCAGCAGCUAUGGUUUCCCCCACCAAACUCAAAUCUGUUGAUUUCUACAGAAAAAUCCCGAGAGAUUUGACAGAGGCAUCUUUCUCUGGCGCUGGCUUAUCCAUCGUAGCUGCUCUCGUUAUGAUGCUUCUCUUUGGAAUGGAGCUGAGUAGUUAUUUGGAAGUCACCACUACAACAGCUGUCGUUGUUGACAUGAGCUCUGAUGGGGACUUCUUACGCAUUGAUUUCAACAUCAGCUUUCCUGCCCUUUCUUGUGAAUUUGCAUCCCUUGACGUGAGUGACGCGUUAGGAACAAACAGGUUGAAUAUAACAAAAACAGUUCGCAAGUUUCCAAUUGAUCCGCAUUUAAAGACCACCGGUGGAGAGUUCCACUCUGGCCUUGCAUCACAUCACAUCAACCAUGGAGAAGAGAUUAAGCAAGAGUUUCCUGAUGGUGCAAUACAAUUAACCAAUGGUGGUUUUGAAUCAUUGUCACACCACUUUCCAUUAUUGAUCGUUAACUUUAAUGCACCAUGGUGUUACUGGAGUAAUCGUCUGAAACCGUCUUGGGAGAAAGCAGCUACCAUUAUAAAACAGAGAUAUGAUCCUGACACUGAUGGGCGUGUUCUUCUAGGAAGUGUUGAUUGCACAGAAGAACCUGCGCUAUGUAGGAGGAACCAUAUACAAGGCUAUCCAUCUAUUCGGAUUUUCCGCAAAGGCAGUGAACUUAAAGAGGACCAUGGACACCACGAACAUGAAUCUUACUAUGGAGAUCGGGACACAGAGAGUAUCGUUAAGAUGGUGGAUGAACUGGUAGUACCAAUCCACCCGGAGACACACAAGCUAGCUUUGGAUUGGGGUGUAUCCAAUGACACAGCAAAACUUCUUAAAAAGGCACCAGUUACAGGAGGUUGUAGAGUUGAAGGCUAUGUGCGUGUAAAGAAGGUUCCAGGAAACCUCGUUAUCUCAGCUCAUUCAGGAGCUCACUCGUUCGAUUCUUCUCAGAUGAACAUGUCGCAUGUGGUUACCCAUCUUUCAUUUGGGAGGAUGAUUGAUCCUAGGUUGUUAACCGAUAUGAAGCGCUCGUUGCCAUAUCUUGGCCAAAGCCAUGACAGGCUUGAUGAAAAAGCAUUCAUAAACCAACAUGAGUUUGGUGCUAAUGUUACUAUUGAACACUACCUACAAAUAGUUAAAACAGAGGUCAUUACAAGAAGAUACGGUCAAGAACAUUCAUUGAUAGAGGAACAUGAGUACACCGCUCACAGCAGCAUAACUCAGACUUACUACUUACCCGUUGCAAAGUUUCACUUUGAGCUCUCUCCCAUGCAGAUUCUAAUAACUGAAAAUCCAAAGUCGUUAUCGCACUUCAUCACAAAUCUAUGCGCCAUUAUUGGUGGUGUUUUCACGGUUGCGGGAAUAAUAGAUUCGAUUUUCCACAAUACGAUAAGACUGAUUAAGAAGGUUGAGCUUGGGGAAAACAUUUGAUUGGCUACUGGAGGUUAGAGUUUACCAUUAAUUCAUAAAACUAUAGAAGAACCUCGUGUUGUUUAUUUGGAACAGCUGUUCCUACAUAGAAAAACUCAGUAAAGAGAGAAGUUUUGUUUGAGAAUA